This is a messenger RNA of Entamoeba invadens IP1, 2100 nucleotides long. RefSeq names its product tyrosine protein kinase, putative. The record is from RefSeq and is a predicted model, not a curated record. The transcript has 2 exons. Bases 1 to 2100 code for a protein of 699 amino acids. Gene Ontology annotation, biological process: protein phosphorylation. Gene Ontology annotation, molecular function: protein kinase activity; ATP binding. NCBI's taxonomy places the organism in Eukaryota, Evosea, Mastigamoebida, Endamoebidae.
AUGUGUGUUUUAGCAAAAGAAGAUUGUGUUUUUAUUGUAAACAACAAAUGUUUGGAAUGUGAUAAUAAUUAUAAUCUUAACAACUCUGAUAUGUGUGUAAAUGUUUCAAAUGACACAACUUUAACUAAAUGUAUUAUGUAUAACAAACAUAGCUAUAUUUCAUGUGACAUUGGGUAUUACUUGUUAUUUGCAAAAUGUCAUCCAUGUUCUGAAAAUUGCACAAGUUGUAUUGAAAGUGAUACAAAAUGUCUGUUAUGUAAAUAUAGGUUUUAUAUGGGAGAAAAUUGUAAGUGUAUACCAAGGACCGGGCUAUUGGGAAAAUGCGACAAAAUAUCCCAAAUUACUGGCGGGUGUUAUCAAUGCAAAGAUGGGUAUUACAGAGUUGGGAUGGAUUGUGUUGAAUGUCUUUCUAAUUGCUCAACAUGUAACACAAAAGACGCGUGUUUGACUUGUAAUUUAACAAAUUACAAAACAACGAGUGGAAAGUGUUUGCCACAAAACAGUAUUAUUGGGUGUGCUGUUGAAGUCACACAAAAUGGGUGUAACAAAUGUUUGCGUGGAUAUCACACUAUUAAUGACAAAGAUUGUAAAAAAUGUAACAACAAUUGUACAACGUGUACACAACAUGAGAAAUGCACUUCUUGUGUUGAUAAUAGAGUUUUGUUUGAAAGUGGACUUUGUCUUGAUAUCUCAUUUGUAUCAAACUGUAUUGAAGUAUUAAACUCAAAAUGUUCCAAAUGUACGUUUUGGCACUCUCCCAAUAUAACCGGAACGUUGUGUAACAAGAAAAUAGUUUGGUGGGUACUUCUUGUUAUAAUUUUGUUUACAAUUAUAAUGAUGAUAUUUUUAAUAUUAUUAAUUAUAUUUACAGUGAAAUGCAUUGAAAAUAAAGUACAUCAAAAACAGCUUGCAAAAACAACAACAAUAAGGAUGUUGUUGUCAAUAAAACUGAUUUUAUUUGGUUGUUCUGAUGAUCCAGUCAAAGUUGGCGCUGAAAGUCGUGAAUUGAUAUGUGUUGGCAACUCGUCAAAGCAACAUUUGAAAAUCCAAUUUUCGACUAUAAUUUAUACUGCAAAAUACACAAUCAAAACAGAACCCAAAGUUGUAUCUUUAUCACAGGGAAUGGCAGUCGAAUUUGAAAUAUUUGUUGAACCAAAAUGUUCAUGUAAAAUUGAUGAUAAAAUUGUGCUUUUCUCAAAAGGAUUAAAAGAUGGAAUUACAAACAACAACCAAUUAACUUUGAGUAUUUUUACUGAGAUGUCAACACGUCUUGACCCCGAUGAGUUAAUUGAAGAGAAGAAACUGGGCGAGGGGUCUUUUGGUAUUGUGUACAAAGGAUCUUUUAGAGGAAAUUGUGUAGCUAUUAAAAAGAUGAAGGAAUUAAAAGAAGAUUUUGAUGAAAUAAUUGACUUUACCAAAGAAGUUGAAAUGCUUGACAAAUUUCGAAGUGAAUAUAUCGUCCAUUUUUAUGGAGCUGUGUUUAUACCAAAUAAGGUGUGUAUGGUCACCGAAUUUGCACAAUAUGGAAGUUUACAAGAUUUGAUGAAACACAAAACAUCUGACGAAGUUGACAUGAUUCUUCGAAUUAAAAUGAUGUUGGACGCAUCAAGAGGGAUUUUGUAUUUACAUGAAAACGGCAUUUUACAUCGAGACAUCAAACCAGACAAUUUACUUGUGUUUUCAUUAAAUUUAAAUGAUAAAGUUAAUGCAAAGUUGACUGACUUUGGAAGUGCAAGAAAUGUCAAUAUGUUGAUGACUAACAUGACAUUCACCAAAGGUAUUGGUACACCAACAUACAUUGCGCCUGAGGUGUUGAACAAAGAAAAAUAUAUGAAAUAUGCAGACGUCUCUUCGUUUGGCAUAACAAUAUAUGAGGUGUUUGGGUGGUGUGAAGCGAUUCCAAUUACCACAUUCAAAUUUCCAUGGAAAAUAGCCGAGUUUGUGACUGCUGGAAAACGACUUGAAAGAAGAGAAAACAUUCCAAAAACAUUAUAUCAACUAAUACAAAUGUGUUGGAAACAAAACUUAAAAGAAAGAGAAACAAUUAAUAAUAUCGUUGAAUGUAUUCAAAAAGUAAUAAUGUGGUAUAAAACCAAAUGA